UUCUGCCAUCAGGUUAUCGACCAAUCCGACUGUUCCUGUGCUCAGUGUUAAGUAUAUGUGCCGCUCCUCUGUGUGAGACGUUCCCCAGACCAGACUGUAGCAAGGAUGGCAUUCACCGGGACAUGGCAGGUCUACGCUCAGGAGAACAUUGAGGACUUCAUGCGGGCUCUCUUGCUUCCAGAAGAUAUAAUCAAGAUUGGGAAAGACAUCAAGCCAGUCAUUGAAAUCAAACAAACCGGAGACAACUUUGUCAUCACGACCAAAAAUCCCCGUCAGUCGGUGACCAAUGAAUUCACCAUCGGGAAAGAAGCCGAUAUCACCAGUAUGGAUGGCAAAAAGAUGAAGUGCAUGGUUCAGAUGGAGGACGGGAAGCUGAUCUGCAAGUUAAAGAACUUCCUGCAUGUACAGGAGGUGCAGGGAUCCGAAAUGAUUGAAAAACUUACAGCAGGAACCACCACCAUGACCAGGAAAAGUCGUCGAAUCUAACAACAGCCACUGGUCCUGUAUUGUAAUAAAAAGAUUUCAAUCCUGCUA
Amblyraja radiata (thorny skate) is the source of this 534-nucleotide messenger RNA. RefSeq names its product fatty acid binding protein 10a, liver basic (gene fabp10a). The transcript is spliced from 4 exons. The record is from RefSeq and is a predicted model, not a curated record. Bases 106 to 486 code for a protein of 126 amino acids. Lineage: Eukaryota; Metazoa; Chordata; Chondrichthyes; Rajiformes; Rajidae. Gene Ontology annotation, molecular function: lipid binding.